Trichoderma asperellum CBS 433.97 is the source of this 16254-nucleotide messenger RNA. NCBI's taxonomy places the organism in Eukaryota, Fungi, Ascomycota, Sordariomycetes, Hypocreales, Hypocreaceae. The record is from RefSeq and is a predicted model, not a curated record.
AUGGCUAGCAAUGAAGAUUUGCAGAAAAUUUGGGAGUGGAAUGCUAUCGUUCCAAGAUCAAUACAGAUAUGCAUACACGAUAUUAUUGCGAAGGUAGCUCGAGAGCAGCCAAAUGAGCCAGCUAUUUGUGCUUGGGAUGGCGAAUUGUCGUAUAGGGAGCUGGAUGAACUCUCAACAAACCUGUCAUGCCAGUUAAACGCUCUCGGCCUUGGACAUGGGAUUGUUCCCCUCUGCUUUGAGAAAUCAGUAUGGAUGCCGGUGGCCAUGAUUGCGGUUUUUAAGGCUGGAGGCGCAUGCGUUGCCCUUGAUGUUAAUCUACCAGAGGAGAGGCUCCGAGGGAUUGUCCAGCAAGUUCAGCCAAAGGUGAUUCUUUCAUCAUUCGCAAACAGGAGUAAAGCGUCGAAAAUAGCCAGAAAUAACAUCUCGCUCAAAGUUGUUGGCAAAUCCAGCAUUCUCGAUGAUGAUCUUAUACCAAUGGAUUUUGGAACGGUUAAUAAGUCCAUAUUGCCGGCCGUGAAUCCUUCGGAUCUACUUUAUGUAGUCUUUACGUCCGGCAGUACUGGGGUACCGAAAGGAGCAAAAAUAAGCCAUCAAAACUUUGCCAGCGCCUUACACUAUCAGAGCGAAAAAUUAUGCUUCAGUUCGACAAGCCGAGUACUGGAUUUCGCCUCCUAUGCCUUUGAUAUAGCUUGGUUUAACGCCAUCUUCACACUAUGCUGUGGCGGCUGCCUAUGUAUAGGGUCACAUGAAGCGAUGCGCAAUGACCCAGCGGCUUGUAUACAACAGUAUAGAGUCAACUUUGCCCAUCUUACACCUUCUCUCACGCAUAUCGUUUCUUCACAGGCUUUAUCUCAGCUAGAUGUUCUAGUAACUAGCGGGGAGAUUCUUACUGCCUCUCAUGCUGAAAGGAUUUCACUCCCUAAAAAAAUUAUUAACGCUUAUGGCCCUUCCGAGUGCACUCCGCAUGCUACCGCUUCAGUCAUUGAACAGACAGAAUUGAUGUAUCCGCCAAUUGGCAGGGGCUAUGGAGCGUGUACUUGGGUGGUAGACUUGGAUGAUGAGAGUCGUCUCGUGCCCAUAGGAGAAGAAGGCGAGCUAUGGCUUGAAGGCCCGCUCGUAGGCGAUGGAUAUCUCAACGAUGAAGAGAAGACUUCAUCUGCCUUUGUGGUUGAUCCUCCAUGGCUUCUUAGUGGUGCGACAGCGAGGGACAGUCGGCAUGGUCGUUUAUAUAAGACUGGAGAUAUUGUUCGGCAGAAUGAAGAUGGGACAUUUAUGUUUAUCCGCAGAAAGGACGCCCAAGUAAAGAUUAACGGUCAGCGGGUAGAGCUCGGUGAAGUGGAAUAUCAUGUCAGACGCUUACUGCAUGAAAGUUCUCAGCUGGUAGCGGAAGUGAUAAAACCACGCAACGCCAGCAGUGCGGUUCUUGUCAUAUUUAUCUGCAUUGACGAAUUUGAUAACAAAGAUAAAGAUGCUUUGAAGGAAUCGGUGGCGGCUCUAACGCAAGGAGUAGAUGAACUUCUUGCCCAGGUGGUGCCAUCCUACAUGAUACCCUCCGCGUACAUUCCCAUAAAGAAUAUUCCAAUGACGGCAACGGGGAAAACAAAUCGAAGAGUCUUACAUGAAAUUGGCGGCGAUUUGACAACUCUUGAGCUAGCAGCGCUUGAUCGCAAAAGACAGACCGAAACUCAGGCGCCCAAAACGGAAGCCGAAGAGAAGAUGCAAAGUUGGUGGGCCACAGUAUUGGGGAUUGAGGCCUCGAUGAUUAGUCUCGAUGAUAAUUUUCUCCAUAUCGGUGGCGAUUCUAUUCAAGCCAUGAAGCUUGUUGGAAUUGCACGCCAGCAGGGGUUGGCUCUAACUGUAGCCGAUAUUUUCGAACAUCCUCGCCUAUUCGCGCUUGCUCAGCUUUUGAACCAUUCCAAUCUUGUUUCUGCGUCGAGCAAUGAGCUAGUAGCCCCAUUUUCUCUCCUUGGAUAUGGGAUAAGCAUACAGGACGCCCGGCAGCAAGUCGCGUCCCAGUGUGACCUUGAUGCUGCUCAAGUCCAAGACAUCUUUCCCUGCACCCCACUACAGGAAGGGUUACUUGCCAUGACAGUCAAGCGGCCAGGCGACUAUAUAUCGGAAAGGAAUUUUACGCUUCGGCCUGGAAUAGAUAUAGAAAGGUUUAAAAGAGCCUGCGAAGAUGUUGUCGCCAACCUCCCCAUCCUUCGAAUGCGAAUCUGUGAUUUGCCUGGCAUAGGCCUCGUACAGGCGAUUCUGAAUGAAAAGUUAUCAUGGGAAUCAACUGACAAUGAGGAUUCUAAAAUGUCAGAUAGAUAUAUGGCGUUUGGCGAUAAGCUAACUCGAUUUAAUUUGAGUGUUGAUCGUGGCCUUGGAACCGUGUUUAAGUGGAAGAUGCACCAUGCACUUUAUGAUGGAUGGUCGGUGCCUUUAAUGUUAGAUGCUAUUGAAAAGGAGUACCAAGGAAGAAAAGUAGAAGGAGUGCCGUUUCAGCGAUUCGUCAACUACAUUCAAAAUAUUGACAAGAACGCAGCUUAUGAUCACUGGCACAAAUACUACCAGCUGUCGCAAGCCACAAUUUUCCCCGCAACCCCUUCGCCAGCAAAUACACCGAAUGCUGAUGAAAUGAUCGAACAUUGCUUCACAAAUAUAACCUGGGCGAAAACAAAUAUCACAGCAUCUACCGUUAUUCGCACGGCCUGGGCGAUGCUCCAGGGAGCUUAUACAGGUUCUAGCGAUGUUGCUUUCGGUGCGACUGUCACCGGCCGGCAGGCAGCAGUUUUGGGUGUUGAGCAAAUGGCAGCACCCGCUAUCGCCACUAUUCCUGUACGAGUCGCUUGGGAGUCAAAUCAAACUCUCAAUGAGCUAUUGCAGCUGGUACAGAAACAGUCAAUAGACAGCAUCCCAUACGAACAGAUUGGCCUGCGGGAGAUCCGCAAAGUUAGCCAAGAAGCAGAACACGGCUGUAACUUCCAAACUCUCCUCGUGGUGCAGCCACCUGGACUGGCGACAGAUCAAAGUACAAUUUUUGAACUAAUAUCCGAGCAUAUCGGCGCACUAAAUGGCUUCAAUACAUAUGCUUUACAACUCAUAUGCACUCUCUUAAAAGAUAGCUUGCAUGUGAGCAUCAGCUUUGACUCGACUACUAUUAGUAGGGCAGAGAUAGAGAGAAUUUUAAGCCAAUUUGAGCACAUAAUAAGAAUUAUUUGCGACGAAAAAAUACGAAUGAAGAAGCUACAUGAAAUCAACCUCCUAAGCAAUGAAGACUUGCAGGACAUUUGGAAUUGGAAUGCAAGGUUGCCAGAAACGGUCGACGAUCUGAUUCACAAAAUGAUCGAAAAAAUGGCGACCCAACAACCGAAUUCGAUAGCAAUACGGGCAUGGGAUGGAGUGUUGACCUACGCGGAGCUUGACUGCGUUGCAUCAAGAUUUGCACGUCAUCUUGCAAAGAAAGGCGUGCAUGCAAACGUGCUCGUCCCUUUGUGUUUCGAAAAGUCCAUGUGGACAGCAGUCUCAAUGCUUUCCGUGAUGAAGGCUGGCGCAGCUUCACUGCUUCUUGACAUCAACCAGCCAGAAGAACGGCUGCGGGCGAUAAUACGGCAAAUUAACCCGCACGUUAUCCUCUCAUCUGCCGAUAACGAAGCUUUGGCCACUCGAUUGAGCGAUACUCCGGUCGAGAUAGAAGUCGUAAGCAGAGCAGCGUUACACGCUGUGAGUGCUGAUUCGCUCAAUAUUUCACAAGAUAAUACGGAAAAUCUCACAGUGUCACAUUCACCGUUGGACCUAUUAUAUGUUGUCUUUACGUCUGGCAGCACUGGCACCCCCAAAGGGGUCAGGAUUUCGCAUCAGAACUUCUCCAGUGCUGUAAAGCACCAGCAGACUGAACUUGGCUUUAAUUCGUGGAGUCGGGUGCUGGAUUUUGCUUCUUACGCCUUUGAUAUGGCAUGGUCGAAUUUUAUAUUUACGUUGUGUACUGGCGGUUGUCUUUGCAUAGGGUCGCAGAGCGAAAUGAGAGACGACCUCGCAGGUUGCUUACGACGAUAUGAUAUUACUUUUAUACAAUUAACCCCAUCGCUUGCCAGAACUAUCGAUCCUAUCAUACUUUCGCGCUUGGAUGUUCUUCUUCUCGCUGGGGAAGGACUCUCCAUGACGGACGUUAAUCACGCCUCUGGCGUAAAAAAGCUUCUGAACGCGUACGGCCCUGCAGAAUGUUCUGUAUGUGGAACCGCAUCAAAUCUAAAAACUCAUACAAGAGGUCCGCCGCCAAUCGGAAAGGGUAUUGGCCAGUGCACAUGGAUAGUAGAUCCAGAAGACGAAACAAAACUUGUUCCUAUUGGUGUCGAAGGUGAACUAUGGUUAGAAGGCCCGCUAGUUGGUCAGGGCUAUUUUCACAAUGAAGAGCACACAGCGGCCGCGUUUGUUCAAGACCCCGCCUGGCUUCUAAAGGGAUCGCCAGCUAAGCCUGGAAGAAAAGGACUUCUUUACAAGACGGGAGAUCUCGUACGGUAUACUGCUGAUGGCGCGCUUAUUUUUAUUGGGCGCAAAGAUAGCCAGGUCAAGAUUAGAGGACAAAGAGUUGAGCUCGGCGAAGUGGAGUAUCAUAUUAACAAGCUACUACCCAAUGAAUAUGGUAGCAUACAGAUAAAGGCUGAGGUGGUUGUUCCUCUCGAUGGAAAUGGCGAGAUAAUGGUGUUGUUUGUCUGCGCUUCUGGCAUCAAGGAUAACGCAUCCCACGACCAGCUAAAGCCCAUCAUCUCGAAAAUCAAGAAAGAAGUCGAUCAGCGCCUCGCUGAGAUACUUCCGUCAUAUAUGAUCCCCUCCGCCUUUGUACCAAUUACAAUUUUACCUUUGACUACCACGGGAAAAAUUGAUAGGAAAGUUUUGAAGAGAAUUGGUAGCGAGAUGACUUUUAAAAAGUUAUUAGAGUUCCAACCAAAGCAACAAGCUGAGAGAAAGCCGCCCGGUACAGAAGCUGAAGAGCUGAUGUGUAACUUGUGGGCGACUGUUCUUGGUGUGAAUCCUAUAGAAAUCAGCACCGAAGAUAGCUUCCUACGCAUUGGCGGCGACUCAAUCCAGGCUAUGAGACUAGUUGGCAUGGCGAGAAGCCGGGCUAUCAAACUUGUCAGAGCAGCAAGAGAUCAAAGCCUAUCAAUAACGGUUGCCGACAUUUUCAAACAUCCCCAACUAUGGGAGCUUGCACAAGUAGCAACAACAGUGGAGCAAGCUGAGACAGAGGACCAAAUAAUGCCAUUCUCCUUGCUCAACGCGGGGCUGAGCGAGGAUGAAGUUCGACGCGCUGUGGCAGUACUAUGCGGUCUUGAAUCCGUUCAAAUCCAAGACAUUUUCCCUUGUACACCACUGCAAGAGGGCCUUCUAGCGUUAACUGAAAAGGAAUUUGGUGAUUAUGUUUCCCAAAACGAAUAUAUAUUGCAACCAGGAACAGACAUGGCCAGAUUUAAAAAAGCAUGCGAGACUGUUUUUGAUGCAUUUACUAUUCUACGAACCCGCAUCGUGGAUUUGCCUGGUCAAGGGCUAGUACAAGUAAUUGUCGACGAAACCAUUCAGUGGCAGACUGAUGAAGUAAAAAGCCCUGGGCUCGGAAGAAAGCUUACUCAUUUUCUUCUAACUGUAGAAGAAGAUUUUUGCAUCCGCUUUUCGUGGGAGAUUCAUCAUGCCCUUUAUGAUGGCUGGACAUUUCCUAUCUUGCUCAACGCUAUCUCCAGCGCGUAUGAGGGCAAAACGCAAUUUUCGAACACCCCCUUUCAAGCAUUUAUCCGCCAUCUCCAAAAUACAGACAAAAGAGCAGCAUGUAAUUUCUGGCAAGCUCAGUUUAAAGGCUUUCAUUCACCACCCUUUCCAUCUCGCCCUUCCGUGCGGCAAGCUCGAGUUGCUGCUGUUAUUGAUCGAAAAAUCAUGGAUGUCCAGUGGCCUGAUACUGAUAUCACAGCGCCUACGGCUAUUCGUGCGGCUUGGGCUCUCGUACAAAGUUCUUGCAUUGGUUCAAACGACAUAUCAUUCGGUACUAUUGCUCUUGGUCGACAACUUCCAGUUCCUGGUAUUGAGCAGAUAGUAGGGCCAACCAUUGCUACAGUUCCAGUACGAAUACUCCUGAACCCCAGCGUACAGACAGUGGGUGAAUUUCUACGCCAAGUACAACAGCAGGCAAUAGAUUCGCUGUCUUACGAACAAAUCGGCCUCCAAGAAAUUCGCCGAGUGAGUCAGGAAUCAGAACAUGCCUGCGACUUUGCCACUUUACUUGUUAUCCAGCCAGAAAGUCAAAGCCAACUACCGAUCAAGCUGUUUGAGACAAUUCCGGAUGAUGAAGCUUGGUUGAAAAAUCUCAGUACAUAUCCUCUGCUCAUUAUUUGUCAGCUUCAAGAUCAAGGUGUUAAUAUACGCCUGAGCUUCGAUUCAACGGUCGUGGGAACUGACCAUGCGCAGAGGAUAGCAGAGCAGUUUGAGCAUGUCUUGCGGUUGGUAUGCACUGAAGCGCAAACAAAAUUGAAGCUCGAUAGCAUUGAUCUUAUAACACAACAAGAUCUACAAGACAUCUGGAAAUGGAACUCAACAGUUCCUGAGACGCUGGACGUAUGUGUCUACGAUCUUAUAGCUGAAACAAUAGCUGAACAUCCCAACUCCUUGGCAGUCGAUGCAUGGGAUGGAACACUAACAUAUAAAGAGCUUGACUACUUAUCAAAUCAGCUAGCAAUUCAGCUCUUCCAUGCUGGAAUUGAACCAAAUAUGCCUGUGCCUCUACUGUUCGAGAAAUCUAUGUGGAUGCCCGUGAGCAUCCUUGGUGUUUUAAAGGCUGGGGCGACCUCAGUUGCAUUGGACAACAGUCAGCCAGAAGAGAGACUGAAAGGUAUUAUCCGCCAAGUUCAGCCAAAAAUUAUUCUUUCUUCGGUUUCGAAUGCUACACUAGCAUCCCAGCUAGGGGAAAAGGCAAUACAAGUAAAUAUCGUCUGCAAAGAGACGGUUGAACUUGUAGACCCUACUGCGGAAAGCACUGCAGAAUUACAAGCUUUGAAAGAUUUAAGGCGCCCCUUUCAUUCCCUAUACAUAAUAUUUACUUCAGGUAGCACAGGCGUGCCUAAGGGAGCGAGAGUAUCGCACAAAAGCUUUGCAAGCGCUAUGAAACACCAAAAGAGAGUAUUCAGUUUCAAUGCAACAAGCCGUGUAAUUGACUUUGCAUCCUAUGCCUUUGAUAUGUUAUGGACAAACUACCUCUUUACUUUUCAUGCUGGGGGAUGCCUUUGUAUUAGGCCAAAGAGCGAAAUACAAAAUGACUUGGCCGACUGCCUACAAAGGAACCGAAUUUCGUACGUGUUUCUCACACCCUCCUUGGCGAGGACCAUUGACCCAGCAGCCCUUUCCCAACUAGAUGUCCUAGCCUUUGGGGGGGAAGGGCUGUUACUCUCUGACGUUACCCGUUGUGCCGGUGUAGGUAGAGUCGUGAAUAUCUACGGCCCUUCGGAGUGCACUCCCUGCAGCACAGCGGCUGUUAUCACGGACUACAAAAUGACACCGCAGAUUGGCAAGGGACAGGGACAGUGUACUUGGAUCGUCGAUCCAGAAAGCGGCCAAAGAUUAGUUCCUAUUGGAGCUGAAGGAGAACUCUGGCUUGAAGGUCCUCUAGUUGGUCAAGGAUAUCUUGAUAACAAUCAAACGCUAGCCACAUAUGAGGAAGAUCCAGCUUGGUUAUUACGCGGGGCACCUGGUGUAUCUGGUCGACGAGGACGGCUCUACAAGACCGGAGAUCUAGUUCGCUACGAUUCAGAUGGUACGCUAAUCUUUUGUGGCCGCAAAGAUUCCCAAGUUAAGAUAAGAGGCCAACGGGUCGAGCUCAGUGAAGUGGAAUACCAUGCGCAACAACAGCUUCCCCAUAACAGUGAGGGCAUACGCAUGAUUGCCGAAAUAAUAGUUCCCAGAUGUAGUGACAAUGCUUUGUUGGUCAUGUUCAUUUGCCUUCGAGGCUUUGAUAUGAUGUUAGCAACAGAUGAAAGGCUGAAAACCGAAGUCUCGGCUCUAGCAGGGUCGUUGCAAGAGCAGUUAUCAAAGAAAAUACCAUCAUACAUGGUGCCGUCAGCUUUUAUCCCCGUUCCAACGAUGCCCAUGACAGGAACUGGAAAGACAGAUAGGAGGGCAUUGCGAGAGAUUGCUAGUAAGCUAACUCUUGAAGAGCUUGCGGCAUUGCAACCACAAAGGCAGAAGUCGUACAGGGAGCCUCAAUCGGCAUCAGAAAAGAAGCUCCAAGCUCUAUGGUCAAUGAUUCUUAGAAUUGAUGCAGCAAGUAUUAGCGCGGACGAUAGCUUUUUUAGAAUCGGAGGAGACUCAAUCCAAGCAAUGCGACUUGUUGCAGCAGCUAGAGAACAAGGUUUGGCGUUGACGGUAGCGGAUGUUUUUGACCAACCAGAGCUAUCCAACUUGGCGCAAUUGAUGAAGGAACAGAGUGAAAUCAUAGCCACAGAUGCUCCACCUUUCUCACUUCUUAGUGAAAGUGCCAAUCGCUCCACACUGGUGCAGCAAGCGGCGUCUCUUUGUAAGGUGCAGACUACGCAGAUUCAAGACAUAUUUCCGUGCACGCCGUUGCAAGAAGGGCUUCUAGCCAUGACUGAGAAACGUUCUGGAGACUAUAUCUCGCGAAAUGUUUAUAAACUUGAGUCACGAAUAGAUACAGAAAGGUUUAAGAACGCUUGUGACCGUGUGGUAGAUUCCUUACCGAUCCUUCGAACGCGAAUCAUCAACCUACCGGGGGAAGGUCUUGUCCAGGUAGUAGUUGACGAACGCAUAGAAUGGAAUUUGCAACAAGAUCACAUCGGACUUGGCACAAAACUCAAUUCAUUUGGAUUACAUUAUGAAGAUACAAUUACAAAAUUUUCAUGGACAAUACACCAUGCUUUAUACGACGGAUGGUCAUUCGCCAUCAUGUUGAAUGCAAUCAAAAAGGCUUAUAACGGAGAACGCGACCUCACAAUGGUCCCACUUCAGCGAUAUAUUCAAUACACCCAGGAGACGGAUAGUGCUGCGGCAAUCCACUUCUGGAGACGUCAGUUUGAGGAGUCUCGCCCGGCUAUAUUUCCUCAUUUCUCAUCCUUGGCACAUAUACCUCGCGCGGAUACUGUCCUUCGGCACCAAAUUGCACAUCUUAGCUUUCUCAAAACAAAUAUCACAGCUUCCACUGUAAUCAAGACUGCUUGGGCUUUAGUCCAGGGUAUUUUCACCAAUUCUGACGAUGUCGUAUUUGGUGCUACAGUAACAGGAAGGCAAAUACCCGUUGCUGGCGUGGAACAAAUUGCAGCUCCCCUCAUCGCCACAGUCCCUGUGCGCGUUUUGCUGGAUCCGAAUGUCAAUGUAUCACGUCUGUUAGAAGAGGUUCAGCGACAGUCGAUCGAGUCUGUACCAUAUGAGCACAUUGGCCUUCAAGAGAUACGUAAAGUCAGCCCAGAAGCACAUCAAGGAUGUAGCUUCCAAACGUUGCUCGUUAUUCAGCCAUCGGAAAUAGAGAAGGUUCCAAAUUCAAUCUUCACGCCUGUUGACAUGACCGAACAAGGGAGCAGUCAGGCUAGUGCAUUUUCUACAUAUGCGUUAGAAAUCGUUUGCGUCCCCCAGGAUGAUGGCCUUGCUAUUCUAUUAAGCUUUGAUUCAAGAAUAGUAAAAAAGCAAGAGGCUAAGCGAAUAAUGAAUCAAUUCGAGCACAUAUUACGCUUACUAUGUACUUCAAUCCUUCAGGAAAUAACAUUGAAUGACAUUCAAAUUGCCACUGAACAGGACAUUGAAGAUAUUUGGAACUGGAACGCUGUUGUUCCACCUUCAAAUGAGACGUGUGUCCAUGACCUAUUGGCUCAAACGGCGCGUAAACAGACUAAUGCGCCGGCCAUACAUGCAUGGGAUGGACAGCUUUCAUAUGGAGAGCUUGACCUGCUGUCAUCGCGACUUGCUGCCCACCUGAUGAAAGAAGGCGUUAGACCUGGUGUUGUAAUCCCUCUUUGCUUCGAGAAAUCUGUCCUCACGCCAGUUACUAUGCUCGCAGUGAUGAAGCUUGGCGGCGCUUCUGUUGCCUUGGAUAUCAAUCAGCCAAAAGAACGACUACGAAGCAUAGUACGGCAGAUACAAGCCAAAGUUAUUCUUGCAUCUACUACAAAUAAAGACAUCGCUGUGGAACUAGCAGAACCAUCUACCAGAGUACAUAUCAUCAGCACAACAUUCUUAAACGAGUUAUUGGAAACUGAAACAUUUCAGGUCCAGAGUUUAGAGCAUGUGGCUAUCCAGCCCUCUGACUUGCUAUAUGCUGUAUUUACAUCAGGCAGUACAGGUUUACCAAAAGGCGUCUUGAUAUCCCAUCAGAAUAUUGCGUCCACAAUAACAGAAGAAGUUAAGACACUCGGUUUCAAGCCUGGCAGCAGGGUACUUGAUUUUGCCUCUUAUGCUUUCGAUAUGUCUUGGUUUAACUUUAUAUUUACUCUAUAUAACGGUGGAUGUCUCUGUAUUGGCUCACAAGAGGAGAUGUACAACGACCUUACUGCUUGCAUUCAAAAAUAUAGAGUUAGCUACGUUCAGCUAACUCCAUCUCUUGCACGGUCGGUUGACUUACAAAGCCUGACAAAUCUGGAUGUUUUAGCUCUAGCGGGAGAGGCUCUAAGUUCGACCGAUGCCGAGUAUUUCUCUUCACUUGGCAAAGUGCAGGUCGUGAAUAUUUACGGGCCUGCGGAAUGUACUCCAUGUAGUACUGUUGCACUUAUCACUGCUGAAAACAAGACUGAGCCUCCAAUUGGUAGGGGGCGCGGAUUACGAACAUGGGUUGUCGACCAAGAAACGGGAAGCCGCUUAGUGCCCAUUGGUACUGAAGGAGAACUAUGGCUGGAAGGUCCACUGGUAGGUUAUGGAUAUUUUGAUGACCAGAGGGGGCAGACCUCAGCUGCAUUCGUUGAAGAUCCCAUGUGGCUACUGCAAGGAUCAGGGAGAGUCCCCGGGAGGCGCGGUCGUCUGUAUAAAACAAGGGAUUUGGUGCGAUACAACGCAAAUGGAGAACUUGUUUUUGUUGGACGCAAAGACUCUCAGGCAAAAAUUAGAGGCCAGCGCGUGGAACUUGCGGAGGUUGAGCACCAUGUUAGAAAAUUACUCCCAAGCGAUGAAGAUAUUCAUGUUAUAGCUGAAGUGGUGACUCCCUAUAAUUCGGCCGGCCAGAUAUUGAUUGCGUUCAUCUAUCUAAAAUCUUCCAGCCAAGAUAAUGCAGACUUACCGACAACUUUAGCGAGUUUGGACAGUCGACUUGCUGAUAAGAUUCCAUCCUAUAUGAUCCCAGCUGCAUUUAUGCCACUUGCUGCUAUUCCGAUGACAGCAACUGGGAAGACUGAUAGAAAGGCACUGCGUGAAAUGGGUAAUAGGCUGGCCAUGGAAGACAUUGCUGCAUUACACAUAUCACAACAGCCGGAAGAGAAAAAAACACCACUCACUUCUGAAGAAAGAUGUCUGCGCCAACUAUGGGCAUCGGUAUUAAAUAUCGAUUCUACUCUUAUGGAUGCAAACACCAGCUUUCUUCGUAUUGGCGAUUCGAUCCAAGCUAUGAGACUUGUGGCAAUAGCAAGAGAACAGGGCAUGCUCCUGACUGUCGCUGAUAUUUUUAAGCAGCCCCGGUUAUGUGACCAAGCCAAGCAGUUGAAGUGGAAUACCACAACCUCUGAGGAGGAAGUAAUAGCUCCAUUUUCUCUUCUCAAAGACGGAAUCACGGCUGAAUUUGCUCAACUACAAGCCGCAUUGCUUUGUAACGUUUCAAGUAAUCAGAUUGAGGAUGUAUUACCAUGCACUCCGCUUCAAGAAGGACUCUUGGCAAUGACACAAAAGCGGAGUGGCAAUUAUAUUGCACAUAUUGUAUUUAUUCUUCAGCCCCAUGUAGAUCUACAAAGAUUUAUGCGGGCUUGUGAAGAUGUCUCAGCAGAAAUGCCAAUACUUCGCACGCGGGUUAUUAACCUCCCUGGGCAGGGGCUUGUUCAGUCCAUCGUCGACGAGCCAAUCCCAUGGCAAGGUGAGAACAGUUCAGACGAUUGUCUUAACCCAUCUGCUUCAGUCAUUAUGGGACUAGGAACAAGACUUAGCCGAUUCGAAUUGUCUAGAGAUGACAAACAUGGAGUUCUCUUUUCGUGGACCAUACAUCACGCACUAUACGACAACUUCCUUGUUUCAAUGGUGCUCGACUCAAUCGACAAGGCAUAUCUCGAUGCGCAAAGAGCACAAUAUGUUCCAUUCCAGAAAUUCAUCUCCCAUGUUCAUGAUAUAAAUGCAUCAGCUGCUAUCAAUUUUUGGAAAGGCUACUUUGAUGGAUCCCAAGCAGAUGUAUUUCCUCAACUGCCCUUGCCAGGAUAUUCUCCUUCGACGGAUAAAGUACUUAACGCAAUAAUCACCAAUAUCACGUGGCCAAAUACAGAUGUAACGCCAGCCACAGUUAUUCGGACUGCGUGGGCACUAUUGCAAGCAUUGUAUACGAGCUCAAAUGACGUCGUAUUUGGCUGUACUGUCACUGGCCGACAAGCCGCAAUACCAGGAGCGGAACAUAUUGCUGGUCCAACCGUAGCUACAGUGCCAGUCCGGAUAAAGUUUCCAGAGGAAUCAGAUAUAACUAUGGAAGAGUUGCAGACGCAAAUACAACAACAAAGUAUAGACUCGAUACCUUUUGAGCAAAUGGGCCUUCAAAAUAUCCGCAAAAUAAACGAAGAUGCAGAGCGCAGCUGCCAGUUUCAGACUUUGCUCGUAGUACAACCAGAAAAUUUAGACGGGCAAUCCAGCAUCUUCAGACCUCUUGAAAAUCCUCAGACCCAGCAAGAAGUCAGUGUGUCAUCCACCUAUGCUCUAGAGGUUGUCUGUGAUUUCAAUCCUCACAGACUAUCUCUAAAGCUCAUUUAUGAUUCAAACGUGAUAGGCACCGGGAAGAUUACAAGAAUGCAAGACCAGUUUGAGCAUAUCCUCCGACUUUUGUGCGAGGAAACCCAUCAAAAAACUUUGCUUCGGAAUUUGAGCUUAAUCAACCAAAGCGAUCUAGAAACUAUUUGGAACUGGAACGCAUCUGUACCCGAAUCAAUCAAAGUCUGUAUACAUGACAUAAUUUCAGAUAUAGCACAAAAGCAGCCAUAUGCGCCAGCAAUAUGUGCUUGGGAUGGUGAACUUACCUAUAUGGAAUUGGAGUCAUUGGCAUACAGUCUGUCCCUCCGCUUAACAAUAAUGGGCAUCGGGCCGAAUGUGAUAGUGCCUCUUUGUUUUGAAAAGUCAAUGUUGACAGCAGUUGUUGCAUAUGCUGUAUGGAAAACGGGCGCAGCAUGCUUCUUGGUAGAUAUCAACCAGCCAGAAGACCGGCUCCAAUCUAUUAUACAACAGAUACAGCCAAAGGCAAUACUCUCAUCGACUGCGAAUAAAGCGCUGGCCUACCGACUGCAGGAAGCUGCUGCUGGAAUGCAACUAUUAGAUGUCACAAGAUACUUUGAUGACAUCCUUAGUAACGACAUUUUCACAAAUGAUAUUCAACUGCCGCAGGCAGCAGCGAAAGCAAAACCAACAGAUCUACUCUAUGUUGUAUUUACCUCUGGCAGUACCGGGACACCCAAGGGAGCUACAGUGUCGCACCAAAAUUUCGCUAGUGCAAUACGGCAUCAGACUGAUCGCCUAGGAUUUAGCCCGACGAGCCGGGUACUGGAUUUUGCGUCUUAUUCGUUCGACAUGUCAUGGUCUUGCAUACUGUUCGCUCUUUGCAAUGGAGGCUGUCUUUGUGUAGGCUCUCAAGCAGAAAUGCGAAACGAUUUAAUAGGCUGUUUCCGUCGAUAUGAAAUUUCACACGUUUCAUUGACGCCUUCCGUUGCUCGCACUAUAGACCCAACAGCGAUUUCAGGACUAGAGGUUUUGCUAUUAGCUGGUGAAGCAAUGUCCCCAGCCGAUAUCAGCCGCUUUGAGGGAAUACCCAAACUAUUGAAUGCAUAUGGACCCUCAGAGUGUUCUAUUUGUGCGACAGCAGCCGUUGUCGAUCUGGUUGUUCCAGGCUCCGCCGUUUCAAUUGGAAAAGGCAUCGGGCAAAACACUUGGGUAGUCGAUCCCAGCAACGGCAACUACCUUGUUCCUCUUGGAGUCGAAGGAGAGUUAUGGUUGGAGGGUCCGUUGGUUGGUCAAGGAUACCUCAAUGAUGAGGAACGCACUUCGGCUGCGUUUAUUCAUGAUCCACCUUGGUUACUCAAAGGGCUACCAGAAUUGGGAAUAUCUGGUAGAAGGGGGCGUCUUUACAAGACAGGAGAUAUAGUACGCUAUCAGCCAGAUGGUACUCUAACUUUUGUUGGUCGUAAGGACUCACAAGCAAAAAUUCAUGGCCAGCGACUGGAACUUGGUGAGGUUGAGUAUCACGUCCAACAACUGCUUCCUAAAGAUCAAGACGUGAGAGUUGUCGCUGAGAUAAUAAAUCCACGUAAAGGCAGCGCUAUAUUAGCGAUAUUUAUCAGCAUCCCGGAUAUCGAUCAACCGCAAGCACGAGCUGCCGAUAUAGCAGGCAAAACAAGGCAGAGGUUGGCUAAACUGGUUCCGUCAUAUAUGAUCCCUUCGGUCUUUAUACCUAUUGCUGUAAUCCCCACAACAGCAACAGGGAAAAUAGAUCGCAAGGCGCUCAAAACAAUCGGCGGCGCUCUCACAACGGAAGAGCUGGCAGCACUUGACCCGAAGAGGAGCCAACAGCAGCGCUUGCCUACCACAGCCGCAGAAAAGCAAAUGCAAAAUCUAUGGGCAUCAAUUCUAGAUAUUGAUGCCUCCGAAAUAUACCUCGAUGACAACUUUUAUACAGUCGGCGGCGAUUCUAUCCAGGCAAUGAGACUGGUGGUCGCAGCGCGAGAACAGGGUCUGUCGCUUACAAUUGCAGACAUCUUGACGUCAUCAAGCCUCUCUGAGCUUAUCCGUUUAGAAAGUUCGGAUGAAGAGGAUGAUCAAAGUGUUGCUGAUGAUACCGCCUCAUUGCCGUUUUCUCUUCUUGGCGACGGCAGCCCACUUUCUAUCAGUGCCGUACUAGAAACUGUUCCGAAACUUUUAGACCCUGAUAUUAUGUCGUUUACUGAUGUAUAUCCCGUCACUACUAUUCAAGCCGACUUUAUUGAGAUGGCAAUGCGAAAAAAUCCUCUGAGCUGUGCAGCGAUGUAUUUUGAUUUCCCCAGCGAUAUGACGGAUGUCGAGCUAGUCACAGCGUGUUCAAUACUGUGGGACAAGUUCGAUAUUCUCCGCGCCAUUUUUAUCCGGCACGAGGGCGCUUUCUUCCACGUUAUUUCGGAUGCGAUAGAAGUUCCUGUUUGUAUCCAUCCAAUAGAGGGAGACCUUGAAUCUUCACAGCUUCAUUCAAGGAUACUCGCGCAGCCAUUACAGCUCGGAAGACCUUUCACUAUGUUUCAUGUUCAGAGAUCAGCUAAAGGACCCGUACGACUGACAAUAAGAAUAGCCCACGCACAAUACGAUGGACUAAGUCUUGGUCCACUGCUAGCCACCCUUUCAGCUCUCUUGUCUCAUCAACUGCCGCCGUCAGUUCCACAAUUUUCGCGAUAUAUCAGGCAUAUCCAGCACUUGGAAGAGAAGUCUUUCCCAUUUUGGAGAAGCUUUCUGGAAAAAUCACAGCCAUUGCAAAUGCCCACGCCCCGUAAUUUAGAACACUCCACGGGAAAGGUGCUGCGGCUGAGCAGGACUAUCCCAGCACCAAGGAGAAUUGAUCGUACGACUUCCGCCACGGUAUUCAUCGCUGCAUGUGCUCAUGCGCUAGCUAAAUUUACACACUCAACGGAUCUGAUAUUUGGGCUUAUUGUUUCAGGUCGCUCAUCUCUCAGCGCAAAGCUAAAAGAUGUUAUGGGGCCAUGCUUGAACAUAGUUCCCAUUAGGGCAAAGAUCCAGCAAGAGACAUUGCUGAAAGAUAUCAUCAGCCGGAUUCAGAGCCAACGCCACAGUAGUGCUGCAUAUGAAGCUGCAGGGUGUAAAAAUCUUCUACAGAACUGCACAGAUUGGCCUCCAAGCUUACGGCGGUACAACUGCAUUGUUCAGUUUCAGAAUAUCGAUGAAAGCCCUGCUCUUUUCUCUGGUCACGGACCGCAGCUCAAUAUCGUUGCCAAGCCUGGCCUGGUGCAAACCAAUGAUAUAUUUAUCAUUGUCAAGCCUACAAGAUAUCACUGGUAUCUCGAAAUUUCUGGGUCGGAUUCUUAUGACUUGAAACAGCUUAGAGAGUUUCUUGACGGAGUUUGUACAUCGAUAUUGAGGAUCUAA